Rosa chinensis is the source of this 2489-nucleotide messenger RNA. RefSeq lists its product as uncharacterized. Gene Ontology annotation, cellular component: nucleus. The coding region runs from base 289 to 2151 and encodes 620 amino acids. NCBI's taxonomy places the organism in Eukaryota, Viridiplantae, Streptophyta, Magnoliopsida, Rosales, Rosaceae. The record is from RefSeq and is a predicted model, not a curated record. Gene Ontology annotation, biological process: regulation of DNA-templated transcription. The transcript has 12 exons.
UUAACCUUUUCUAGGUAAACUACAGCAGAAAGAAAAGAAACAGAAAAAAAAAAGUUGAAAAAUUUUCCCAACAAGACCCUGAAAUACAAAUCUCGAAAAUGGAGAAACUUUACCCCAAAAUUUUGGCUCAAUAUCUCCCGCUAUAGCGGGCGAAUGAAAUUCAAAAAGUGCGCGCCUCGUCUUCAAUUCUCAAAUACCCCCACUCUUGACCCAAAUUGAAAUUCAAUCUCAGACUAGAGACACAGAAUUGUCUGAAUCUGAGAGCCACAAGAUCCCAGCCUCGAGCAAAUGGCCGGAGUUCGUGUCGUCGGUGGCCGGAUCUACGAUUCCGAGAACGGAAAAACCUGUCACCAGUGCCGGCAGAAGACUAGGGAUUUUGUGGCGUCGUGUAAGAAUCUGAAGAAGAAGGCUCGCUGCACCAUUAGCUUUUGUCAUAAGUGCCUCUUGAACAGAUAUGGAGAGAAGGCUGAAGAGGUGGAGCUUUUGGAGGACUGGAACUGCCCCAAAUGUAGGGGGAAUUGUAAUUGUAGUUUCUGCAGGAAGAAACAAGGCCUCAAACCCACUGGUCUACUUGUUCACACAGCCAAGGAAGGUGGGUUCGGUUCGGUUUCGGAGAUGUUGACUGCGAGAGGACCGGAGAAUUUUGGUAUUGAGAGGAAGGUUGCGGAGAAGGUGGCUGUCGAUGGAAAGGAGAACUCUGUUGAUCAAAAGAUUGAGGCCAGCCUGAAUUCAACACAAAAUCCUGAGGAGGGACAAGUCAAGAAAACAAAGAGGAAAGGAUUGAAGGAAAUCCGUAAUGGCAGCAGGGAUGAUCCUAAAGUCUCCGAGGAUGGCAGCAGGGAUGAUCCUAAAGUCUCCGAGAAUGGCAGCAGGGAUGAUCCUAAAGUCCCCGAGGAUGGCAGCAGGGAUGAUCCUAAAGUCUCCAAGGAUGUUGCUGUAAAAGAGGUGAAAUCAAGAAAGAGAAAAAAUAAAGAUCGAAGAGAAGAAGCAGAUGAUGCGAAACUGCAAGGUGAAGAAGUUCAAAAUGUUGUGAACAACAAUGAUGUCAAGAGGAAGAAAAAGGCCAAGGACAAGGUCAAGAGUAGCAAAGAGACUUGCAGAGUUGAGGAAUGCACCAAGAAUAUUCUGAACAAAAAAGUUGAGCCUGAGCUUCCUUUGCCUGAGGGCAUUCCCUUAACAAGUGUCUUGGGAAUUGAACUGCCUCCUGAGGAUGCUGGAAAUGCUCUGCAAUUUAUGGAAUUUUGUUCAGCUUUUGGAGAGGUUCUCAAAUUCAAAAAAGCACAGGCUGAAUCUAUAAUUGGUGAAUUACUGCGCCAACGAAGUGGGCGAGCUGGCCGCCCUGGACAAUACUCCUCACUUAUUCGGUUUCACAUGCAACUAUUAUCUCUACUACAGGAGGAUAUGGGAGAGGAGCCUUCAUCUAUAGAUGAAAUGAGCCACAAAAAUUCAUGGUUCCAAGAUCUGGGUAAAUGCAUCUCUGAAUCUGAGUCUGAACACCUGUUGAAGGAACUGCCUACAGAUUGUUUCAGUAGAGGUGGUGCUGGAUAUGAUAUCUUAGACCUCUCUCAGAAGCUCAGACUCUUAACUUACCUUUGUGAUGAGGUGAUUUGCACUUCUAAACUGAGGAGCUGGAUAGAAGAACAGCAUGAAAAGAUUGUUGAAAGCGAAAAGGAAGCAAAAGGAAAAGUUAAUGCAGCCAAAGAUAAGGAAAAACUCCUCAAGCGGAAGUUGCAAGAUGAGGUGGCGAAGCUUAUUAUUGCAAAAAAUGGUGCUCCUCUGUCAAUUUCAGAACAUGAAGCUCUUGUUUCACAAAUAAAAAGUGAAGCAGCUCAAGCUCAUGCUGAGUUGCUUGAAGCAGAGGGCAUAGUGCCUAAAAAGAAACAUAGACGUGAUGCUUUAAGAACGGAGCCUUAUCGUGUGGAUGUUGAUGGCCGCAUCUUUUUGAAAUUAAAGGGUUACAACAAUGGAGAAGAUAUCGUGCUUCAAGAUUUGGGGGCCUGGGAUGCAGUUGUAUCUAAAGAAGAAUGGUUUGUUUAUGGUGCGGAGACAAAGGAAGCAAUUGAAAAUUACUGUUCUUCUUUAAGGAGAAAAAAGUCUAGUGGAACCAUGUCGCAAACUGUUCCUCGUGAAAGUGAUGAAGAAAACAUGUAGAUGAGGGCCAUGGUUAUUUCAAAUGGCAUAUACUCCUAAUUUGCUUUACAAUUGAAUAGUGUAGAUCAUCAAGAGAUUGGCUGCUUCUGUCCGAAAGGAAUUGUCAGUGUUGUAGAAGUAGGUUCACAUACACAGUUGCAAGUAUUUUGGCUGCCCAAUUGUUCUGCAUAUCUUCCUAUAUGGUGAAGCUGAUUCAGAAGUGUUGUAUUUUGAUUUGUAACUGGGAGUUGUACCCCACUAUUUUUUGGGCGAUCUUAAGGAAUUGUACAACAGAGGAACCCCAAACUGAUUAGUAAUUUCUGAGUUCAUAUUAUUUGCUGCAUUUGUUUGCAGAUUCA